Molecule: messenger RNA, 1303 nt
Organism: Cuculus canorus (common cuckoo)
Lineage: Eukaryota; Metazoa; Chordata; Aves; Cuculiformes; Cuculidae
Gene: TOMM40L
Product: translocase of outer mitochondrial membrane 40 like
Exons: 9
Coding region: 108-1007 (299 amino acids)
Biological process (GO): protein import into mitochondrial matrix
Cellular component (GO): mitochondrial outer membrane; mitochondrial outer membrane translocase complex
Molecular function (GO): transmembrane protein transporter activity
Source: RefSeq, a predicted model, not a curated record
GCUUCGCUCGGCCCCGCGCAGCCGCUUCCGGCGGCUUCGGCCGCGAUGGCGGCGCCCGGCGGGGACGGGGUCGGGGGCGGCGGGCGGCCCUGAGGCCUCGCCGGGCCAUGGGCGGCGUCCUGGGCCGCGCCCCGCGCCGCGGGGACACCCUGGGCAGCCCCGGCAGCUUCGAUGAGCUGCACCGGGCCUGCAAAGAGGUUUUCCCACAGCAGAUGGAGGGCGUGAAGCUCAUCGUCACCAAGAUGCUGAGUAGCCACUUCCAGGUGACACACUCGGUGCACAUGAGCACCCUCGGUGCCUCCGGCUACCGCUUCAACGCCACCUUCGUGGGCGACCGGCAGCUCAGCCCCACAGAGGCCUUCCCCACGCUGGUUGGGGACAUGGACAACAGCGGCAGCCUCAACGCCCAAGUGCUGCACCUCCUGGGCGAGCGCAUCCGCACCAAGGCCGUCUUCCAGACCCACCAGGCCAAGUUUGUGACGUGGCAAUUCGACGGCGAGUACCGGGGUGAUGACUGCACCGCCACCCUCACGCUGGGCAACCCCGACCUCCUCGGCGAAUCCGUGAUCCUGGUGGCCCAUUUUCUCCAGAGCGUCACCUCCCGCCUGGUGCUGGGCGGCGAGAUGGUUUACCACCGGCGGCCCGGCGAGGAGGGAGCCAUCCUGACGCUGGCCGGCAAAUACACGGAUCCCAAGUGGGUGGCGACACUCAACGUGGGCUACGGCGGUGCCCACGCCAGCUACUACCACCGCGCCAACGACCAGGUGCAGGUCGGCGUGGAGCUGGAGGCCAACACGCGCCUGCAGGACACCACCUUCGCCUUUGGCUACCAGCUCAACUUGCCGCAGGCCAACAUGGUCUUCAGAGGGCUCCUGGACAGCAACUGGAGCGUCGGAGCGGUGCUGGAGAAGAAGCUGCCGCCCCUGCCCGUCACCCUGGCUCUGGGCGCCUUCCUCAACCACUGGAAGAACCGUUUCCACUGCGGCUUCAGCGUCAUCGUGGGCUGAGGGCCCGCGGGGGCGGCCGGCCCGCGCCACCACCUUGCUCAGGGAGCCACCACGCCGUGCCGCGGCUGUGCCGGCUGAGCCCUGCUCCCGCACUGCGGUGCCGGCGGAGCCGGCGAAGGGGGGAUCUGCUCCCUGGUGAUUCGGGGACUCUGCGUGACGGCGCCCAGCGGCCCUCGGCGCCUUCAGGAUUGGCAACGGCCGCCACUCUGGGCCCUCCUCGCCCUGGUGCCGCGCUUCCCAUGGCUCCCACCGCCACUCGGCCGCGGUUUCCCUCCGGCGGCACGGCGGGCAGCUCU